AAAAUGAAUGCCUCCUAAAUUUAAGAAUUAUAGGGUCACCAAACACGCCCUUAGCUAGGCUUAGUAUUAUUGAGAAAAAUUAAAAUGAAAGGAGGGAAAAUCUCUAAAAUUUCAAAAGUUCAACGCACUCGCACACACAGUAAGUAGUACAAUUCUACAGAAACACCCAUCACAAAGCUUUUCGAUUCUUCAAGCGAGUUCCGAAAUUCCAUGGAGCAAAACUAAAUUCCUUGUCCUGGAAUUCGAAUUUUGGAGGGAUUUCUUUCAAAUUGUAAGAAAAAUGGCGGAAGCCCUAAGUCCGAACACGAAGCAGCAGCGGGGUCUUUUCUCGCCGUCCAGUCCGUUCUUCCUCGGCUCAAAUGACGACAAACUCGAACGAGCUCAAGCUCGGGCUGCUCGUGCUGCGGCGUUCCGGCGCAAGGUCUCUCAUGCCGCCGGCCCUGCCCCCGACUCCGCGGCCAACGAAUCAUUCCUUGAAAAAGAACAGAUUCUCGACCUCUUCCGAAAUUGCAUCAAACUCGCUAGUGAAAACGUCUCUUUCUAACUUUUUUUCUUCAAUUCCUUAGCCAUGGAACAUAUGAUUCGCUUGAAUUUAACAAAAGUUGUUUUUUUUUUCUUGGGUUCAGAAAAUAAAUCAAAAGAAUACGUGGGAGCUGCAUUUGAUUGACCAUCUCUGCGAGAUAAUUAGAGCGGAGGCAGGGAAUGACGCGGAGACCAAUUUUCAAAAGGCUAGCUGUACCCUUGAAGCUGGAGUUAAGAUCUAUUCAAUGAGGGUAGAUUCUGUGCAUUCAGAGGCGUAUAAGUUCCUUGGAAGAAUCAAUCGGGUUGGCCAGGAGGAAGAACAAGAGGGCACAUUGGAAGAUGCUAUUGAUAACAGUAGGCGAGGGGAAGAUCAAUCAAAGCAAGAAAAAGAGAGAAAGGUUAAUAAUGGUUUUCUUCUGUAAAGCACUGUUUGAGGAUUAUUAUACUAUAAUCACGGUUAUGAAAUCACAGCUGAAUAUUGUAGGUGUCACCUGUGUCAACACUAGAGUCAUCCUUUGAGGCAUUGAAUGUAAAAAAGUUUGAUGGUGUGUAUGAUCCUUCUUAAAUGCCAGAAACUCCUUAUGUUGCAUUAGCAUGACUAAUUUUGCUUAUCCUAUAGUGGCCUUUGCUGUGGAUCCUCUUUACCAUCAGAUGUCUGCACAGUUUGAUGAAGGUGGAGCAAAGGGUCUUCUGUUGAACAACCUUGGAGUAUAUGGUAACUGCAUGGUGCUUUUCGACUCACUGGAAUUACCUGGGAAGUUCAAAUCACCUGCAACUGAACCCGAUAGGCCUGAAAUGAUUGAUAUACCUUUUCUGAGAGAGAGCAUACAAGAAAUGGUUCUGAAUAUGCCAAAGAAAGAAGAGAUCUCUCCUAGUCUUAAGGACAUAGUUAACCUCUUUGACGAGGACAAUCGAAGACCUUCUGAACCAUAUCCUUCGGGGGACAAGUCACAUGCACAAUUUUCUGGAGCUGAGGGAAAUGAUUUUGAUUUUGUCAGUGAUACCUUUGAUAAUUGUGGAACUUGGGGUUUUGAUCAAGAUGAACAACCAGAAAUUAUAGAUGAAAGUAGCUACGACAGGGACCCAAAUUUACCCGGCCAACACGAGGGAGGUGAACCAUCCAUGUCUUAUGAAUGGGAUGUGGAUGACAGAUUUGAGAAAUACGAUGGUUAUCUGUGUAUAAGCUUGAGAUUGGCUUCAAAGCAAAAUGCUUGGGCUGGUCCAGAUCAUUGGAAGUAUCGGAAGGCCAAAGAGGUUCCCGUGGAUGAAAAUGCCCCACCAUUGAAGACAAAAAUAUCAAGGAGUAGAAAAACUGAAUCUGAAAUUGAUUUUUCUAAAGCAUUGGAGACCAACAUGCCCAAUGUCUUUGCUCCUCCCAAGAAUCCCAAGUCCCUAUUACUGCCUCCAAAUAGGGCACCUGGUACUACAAGACUUCCAGAAGAUUGUCAUUAUCAACCAGAUGAUCUUGUAAAACUAUUCCUUCUGCCGAAUAUAAUGUGCCUCGGGAGAAGACGAAGGAAGGCUCCAGAUGCUUCGGUUCCACAAACAGAUGAUGAUAGAGCGAUUCCACUGUGGGAUGAUGAAAAUGCGUUUGAUGGUUCCUUUGAUAGUCAAGGUGCUAAUGAUGGUGACAAUGAAGAUUUCAGCAAUCUUGUCUCUCAGCCCCGCCAGGUUAACAAGAUUGAAGUCCAGUAUGACAAAACAUCAAAACAGGUUGAUGUGCACGCACUGAAAGAAACACUGUGGAAGCAUAUUAGAGAGCCAGAUGUGGCAGGAAACCAGGAUGAAGUACCAGAGAAAGUAUCUUUCAAGGAAGCACUGGCACAGUUUCCCUAUGAUUGCAGAGCUGCAUCAUCUCUGCAAGACAUCUCCCCACAUUUAUGCUUCAUAUGCUUAUUACAUCUUGCAAAUGAGCACGGAUUACAGAUUCAAGGUUCUCCUAACCUGGAUGAUCUCACCAUACAGUUUUAGCUUGAUGGCGCAUCCAUUAACAAACUGCACUUCCUACUUGCUAGCUUCGCUAACGCAUGAGCACCGACAUUUAUCUAGAUGUGUAUAUGAUUCUCCAUGUUGUUGUCCCUCUUACUGUAUUUCAAGUGAUUAACAAGGCUCAGAUUAGAGGAGUACUGUCAUGUAUCACAAAUACUUUUAAGUCGUUUAAGAAUUGAGGGAGUGCCCCAAAAUCUGUAUUGGAGUAUUAAAUGAAGCAGAAAUCUUUUCGUAGUAUCUCAGCUCUCAAGUCUCUCAAAUCUCGACAUCUUAUUUCGAUCCCUGCUAAAUCACCAAAUGAAGCUAUGCUCCGGGUUUAAUUACAGAAUUCUGCAGCCAAUAUGCUUCGAUAUUCUG
This is a messenger RNA of Oldenlandia corymbosa var. corymbosa, 2868 nucleotides long. The record is from the annotation of a GenBank genome assembly. Lineage: Eukaryota; Viridiplantae; Streptophyta; Magnoliopsida; Gentianales; Rubiaceae.